CCAUCUUUCUUUUCUCUCUUCCCCCCCAAUUUCUCACCCCAUGGAAUCACGCAGUUCACCAUAUAUCAUACAAUCUACAUAUAUGAGUGUAGUGAAUUAGCUUCAGUACUCACACCAUACAAAAUUUCCUCUUCUCUGAUCAGCCAAUUUUUUGUUGAACUUUUCUAUAUACACUACAUUUCAACCCUUUAUAUAAUGUAAACCACGGUUGUAUUAUUUCUGUUGCUUUUUUUCAUUGUUAGUUGAAACAUUGUGUUUUUGAUUGACGCUUAAAUAUUAAAUACCAGUUGUUUGCAAACUCAUUUUGUUUAACUGAAAAGUUUUGUAUAUACAGAAUUACAAAUACACAUAUACUUUGUUUUGUAUUAUUGGAAAGUGAAGAGAGUAAGAUGUUGGAUCUCAAUGUAAAUGUAAUCUACGAUGAGAAUUACAUCGUUGACGAGAAGCUUCCGGAAGGUUCUGUAGCUGAUCAUGAAUCAGGGACGUCCAAUUCAUCAUCGUUACGAAAUGCGGAGGCUACAAGCAGUGCCGGAGGCGACGACGACACGUGUUCAACACGCGCCGACAACUUGUUCGCAUUCAAUUUCGACAUCCUCAAAUUUGGAGGAGUUGAUGCAACUAGCAGGAGCAACGCGUUUGUGACUCGGCAGCUGUUUCCGGUUCAUGACGGAGAGUUGAACCGGCCGGGACAGACCGAUCGGGUCAAUUUCUCCUCCGGUCGAUCCGGUUUUGGAGAUGAGCGAACAGUACUACAACAACAACCGCAGCAAGAGAAACCGCAAGUGAAGAAGAGUAGGAGAGGGCCAAGGUCCAGAAGUUCACAGUACAGAGGCGUUACUUUUUACAGAAGAACUGGUAGAUGGGAAUCACAUAUUUGGGACUGUGGAAAACAAGUAUAUUUAGGUGGUUUUGAUACUGCUCAUACAGCAGCAAGGGCGUAUGACAGAGCUGCAAUUAAGUUCCGGGGUGUUGAUGCUGAUAUCAACUUUAGCAUAAGUGAUUACGAGGAGGAUAUGAAACAGAUGAAAGACCUUGGUAAAGAGGAAUUUGUGCACUUGCUGCGACGCCAUAGCAAUGGUUUUUCAAGAGGGAGCUCCAAAUUCAGAGGAGUGACGCUGCAUAAAUGUGGCAGAUGGGAAGCUCGGAUGGGACAGUUCCUCGGAAAAAAGUAUAUAUAUCUUGGGCUAUUCGACAGUGAAGUAGAAGCUGCAAGGGCUUAUGAUAAGGCGGCAAUCAAAACUAAUGGUAGGGAGGCUGUUACCAACUUUGAGCCAAGUGCAUAUCAAGGGGAAACAAUCUCUGAACCGCAGAAAGAAGGUAGCCAACCUGAUCUUGAUCUGAACUUGGGGAUGUCGACCUCUUCUUCAAAGGAAAAUGACAAGUUGGGAGGCUCCUACUAUCAUCCUUAUGAUAUGCAAGAUGCAACAAAAUCAAAGAUGGAUAAACCUGGUCCAGUAAUAGUUGGAAGUUCACAUCUCAAGGGACUACCAAUGACGUCCAAACAAGCUCACUUGUGGAGUGGAGCUUAUUCUAAUUUCUCUCCCACCUACGAGGGAAGAGCAUCUGACAAGAGAAAGGAUACAGGUUCAUCACUAGGACCCUCAAACUGGGCAAUGCAAAUGCCCACUCAGGUUGAUACAGCCCCAGUGUCGAUGUUCUACACUGCAGCAUCAUCAGGAUUCUUAACUCCGGCUUCUGCUUUUAUCACUUCUUCAGCAUCUCCCGUGGCACCCUCAACAAAUGCGUCUCAAUACUAUUACCAGUUCAGCCCCCACGUACCACCUCCAUAGCAUGUCUUCCUCGGUGAUAUGUAAUCAAUGUACAGCACUUCUGGCUAGCAACUACCUCUCUUUUCACCUUUUCUCUCUUUUUUGACCCAUUACGCCCUUGGGGUUUCAAAUGCUCCUCCAUAGAAAGAUUCCUAGUGUAUCAUCUGUAGCAAAAUUAUGAAUGGGAGCUAUCAAUCCGGACCAUAUUGAAAAGGUUCUUGAGAUACAUCAUGGAAAAGUAACAAUAUUAAGAAACGAAGUCCAAGAAUGAAGAACAGGUAGAAUUACUGAAUGAAUACGAGUUCCUGUGCUCACUCCUAUAUAAUGUUCCUCAAACAAGCCUUUGCCUUUGCACUUCCAUGACGAAUAAUAUCUACAACUCCAGCACGUAUGUCUGCGGUAGGCGGACAGGAACCUAGCUAGGCUUUUUCCCUUUAGCGUGGUGGACCCAAAAUCCAGUUGGAUUUUAAUUGCUCUUAAUUCAUGUGUAUGGUCCCUUUAGAACACUUUUCUUCGUUUUGACUCAAAUUUGGUACUGCUGAGGCUUUUCUGCUUUCUGGUAGGUUGCCCUUCAUAUGGAUCUAUUGCUUUUAAGUUUUAAACACACAUUAAAACUUGUGGU
Molecule: messenger RNA, 2391 nt
Organism: Nicotiana tabacum (common tobacco)
Lineage: Eukaryota; Viridiplantae; Streptophyta; Magnoliopsida; Solanales; Solanaceae
Product: AP2-like ethylene-responsive transcription factor TOE3
Biological process (GO): regulation of DNA-templated transcription
Molecular function (GO): DNA binding; DNA-binding transcription factor activity
Source: RefSeq, a predicted model, not a curated record